GGUAGUGUUGUAUUGUAUUCGGCGGGACAGUAAGUGAUUUACCAAUGGAUUUACUCUCUAUGGAUUGACUUAAUCUAGAAACUUUCAACUUUUAGUAAGCUGUUAAAAACAGGUUGCUCAUUAUGUUCCUCCAGAUAAUACAUGAUGAGUAACGUAACAAAAUACAACUGAGCCUGAGCGAGGACAUUGCUAGUUAGCCAACAAGGUGCUACCAGUAGUAACUGAGGCAGUUGUGAGCUGUCAACACAGGGAUCAUGUGCUCCUUGGCGUUCUUCCCCCCUCCGCUGUCCCCUGGAAAGAUCACUCUCUGUGAGACCAACAACGAGCUGGUGUCCACGGAGAGCUGUCAAAAACAGGACUAUGGUCCCUUGAGUCUUUACUUUCCCCGGGAGUCGCUGAAGCCACACAGUCGGACAGAGAACAGCAGCAAGGCGGCCUUCCUGCAGCACUCAGAGACACUGUGGAUCAGGAGCGCCACGUCAUGGCGGGAGGCAGGGCUCACCGGGCUUCUAGAAGAAAUCGUCAACUCAAGCACAGAGGCACCCAAGUGGCUCUCUGUGAGUUCGGGCUGUGUCCUGGCUCUGCUCCAGAGGGUCUCGUCCCUCCACGGCGCCCUGUUCCCCCACCUCAAGUUGAGCAGUGAGAACAUGAUUGCAGAGUUCUCCCAGGUGCUGAACUGGUCAGACUGUGCAGUGCGCGCCUUUGCCUGGCAUCCUCAUACAGAAAAGUUUGCUGUGGCUCUAUUGGACGAUUCAAUCAAGAUCUACAAUCCCAAGAGUGCCACGCCGCCCACCCUGAAGCACCGGCUGCAGAGGAGCGUGGCGAGCGUGCAGUGGAAGCCGCUGUGUGCGUCCGCGCUGGCGGUGGCCUGUCAGACCUGCCUGCUGGUCUGGCACGUGGACCCCUGCUCGCUGUCCAUCAGGCCGUCCUCUGGCUGUGCCCAGGUCCUGUCUCACCCGGGCCACUCCCCGGUCACCUCCAUCGCCUGGUCUCCCAGCGGGUCCCUCCUGGUGUCGGCCUCCCCCGUGGACACAUCCAUGAUGGUGUGGGACGUCGCGGCGGAGAGCAGCGUGCCCCUCCAGCGUGUGGGCGGGGGGGGGGUGUCCUUCCUGUCCUGGUCCCCCGACGGCAGCCACGUCCUGGCGGCCACGCCCGCUCCUCUCUUCAGGGUCUGGGAGACCAGGAUGUGGACGUGUGAGCGCUGGCCCUGUCUCAAGGGCCGCUGUGAGUCCGGCUGCUGGAGUCCUGACGGGAGCCGCCUGCUCUUCACCAUCCAGGGGGAGGCGGUCAUCUACUCCCUGACCUUCAGCGACACGACGGGAACUAUGAAGGGAUCGAAGGCUGCAGCGAUCGUGGCCGACCUAUCAGAGACGACCUUCACAACGCCCGCGGGUGACUUCAUUGUUGGCGGUGAGGUCCAGCUGCUGGCCUGGGACCCCAGAGGAGAGAGGCUCGCAGUACUGCUCAAAGGGGAUUCUGAAGCAGCAGCCCGGCCUGCUAUGAUAGCGGUGUUCAAGACCAGAAAUGAUCCUAUUUUUGAGCUCCUGCCAUGCGGUUUCAUCCAGGGAGAGCCGGGGGCCGAGCCCAGACUGAUGCAGUUCAGCCCAAACUUCCCUCACGGAGCCAUGCUCACCGUGUGUUGGUCCAACGGUAGGAUCACCCACGUGCCUUUCUAUUUCCUGAGUGCCGGCGUUCCCCACCUGGGUCUUAAUGGGAGUCCCGCCAUGCCACAGCCGGAGGAACGGCUCGUGGACUACGGCAACAGCACCCUGUUCACAGAGCUCUGCUCCUGACCACACACACACACACACACACACACACACACACACACACACACACACACACACACACACACACACACACACACACACACACACACACACACACCCCCCCCCUCCUUCCUGCCCAAUGCCAAACCGUUUAUAUACAGUGGUCAAUUCAUAAGAAUUUCUCAAGGCUCAUCCAUUUGUAUUCAAAUGUCACCUUGCAGUUUUUUGACAAUUAAUUUAGUUAGCGAUAGUAAUAAAAUACAUUUUUGAAUUUGA
Gadus macrocephalus (Pacific cod) is the source of this 2045-nucleotide messenger RNA. RefSeq names its product achalasia, adrenocortical insufficiency, alacrimia (gene aaas). NCBI's taxonomy places the organism in Eukaryota, Metazoa, Chordata, Actinopteri, Gadiformes, Gadidae. Gene Ontology annotation, biological process: nucleocytoplasmic transport. The record is from RefSeq and is a predicted model, not a curated record. The coding region runs from base 255 to 1793 and encodes 512 amino acids. Gene Ontology annotation, molecular function: protein binding. The transcript has 17 exons. Gene Ontology annotation, cellular component: nuclear pore.